AUGGAUAACGAUUACAAGGUUAUCUCAGGCUGUGAAAAUAUCAAUCGAUCAGGUAUAAUAAUUGAAUCAAAUACCAUGGAAAAACCAGAUACUGAAGCCAGUUUUACUUGUGUAUGUACCAAACCGAUGUGUAAUGGAAUACAAAAAUAUGCACAACUACAACAAUUAUUGCUGCAAUAUGGACUAUUACCAUUAUCAGAUAUAAUACCACCAGUUAUACAAGAAACAACUACAACAACUUUAACUACAAUGCGAACAUAA
Molecule: messenger RNA, 261 nt
Organism: Rotaria sordida
Lineage: Eukaryota; Metazoa; Rotifera; Eurotatoria; Philodinida; Philodinidae
Source: the annotation of a GenBank genome assembly